CAGACGGAGGAGGACACACAGGGAGAGAAAGAAUCAAUUUAACGCGCGAAGGAUUCCGGUGUGAUUGCGCAAUCUCACCGGGAACCGGAGGAAGAUUAGAAAGAGAAAUUGAAUGAGAAUUAGAAAGAGAGAAAGGGAGUGGGAAAUUGAAGAAGGGAAAUAGGAAAGGGAAUAUGUGGUGGGAGAGAGGGGGGAGCGGUAGUACACAGCCCCCCCCCCACCCCCCCUCUUCCUCCUCUUCUUCCUCGAACGAAUGCCAGGCACGGAAGCUCCCCAUUGGUCAGUCUGAGGUCAGCUGGUCUCUUCUUCCCCUUUACACCCCUCCUCACCCCAUCCCGUCUUCUCCACACACAAACACAUACACACAGACCCCCCCCCCCCCCUCUCUCUCUCUCUCUCUCUGUCCCACACUGGCACUCAGCCACCCAGAUACCCCCCUUCGCCUCCUCUCACCCUCACCCUCCUCACCCCACUCCUCCCAAUCUGCGAUAAACUAAGUGAUAGCAGCAGCCCGUCGGACUGUCGGCUAUAAAACACAACAAAUCAUAAAGUGCAGGCAGGGGAAGGCAGAGGAAGGAGGACGGGAGGGAGAACCGUUAGCCGUUAGCCGUUAGCCUCCUUCUACUCCUCCUUCUUCUUCUUCUUCUUCUUCACCACCGUGUGAACGUUGUUGUUGUGUUUGUUUCGUGCCCUCCUAUCCUCCCCUCUCCUCCUCUUCUCUUCACCUCUCCUUUCUUCUCUCCUUUUCCUUCUUCUCUAUCCUACUUUCUCCCGAUGAGUUCCUAUUUCGUCAACUCCACUUUCCCGGUGACGCUACCGGGAACGGGUGCUGGCGGGCAGGCGGCAGAGUCGUUCUUGGGUCAGAUCCCGCUCUACUCCUCGGGAUACGCCGCCGACCAUCCGCUCAGACACUACUCGGGGGCAGCAGCCGUUACCGCUGCCGCAGCUGUGGCGUACGGCGCGAGCGGCGGCGUGCAUCAGGAUAAACCGUACUCGGCGUCCACCUACUACCAGCAGGCGGCGAAUGGAGCGUACGGCGGGCACCGGGCAGCGCCAGGGGUCGGUGUAGGGGGCGCAACCGUAGCCGGUGCUUGCGAUUACGCCACGGCAGCGGCGGCAGCAGCAGCUGCAGCUGUGGCCACGAGCUUUUACCGGGACAAGGAGCACGCAUGCAGCCUGGAAGAGCACCAGCUCGCGCUGAGCCAGGACGGCAUGCACCGUAAAGCGGAGUGCGCAGGGCUGAGUGGGAAAGGGAUGUUCGGUGAAACGAUGGACGACAAGCUACAGUCAUCAGCCCCUAUUUAUCCGUGGAUGCAGCGGAUGAACUCGUGCAACGGGACCUUCGGCAGCCCCGGGAGGCGCGGGCGGCAGACGUACACGCGCUACCAGACGCUCGAGCUGGAGAAGGAGUUCCACUUCAACCGGUACCUCACGCGGCGGCGGCGGAUCGAGAUCGCGCACGCGCUCUGCCUCACGGAGCGGCAGAUCAAGAUCUGGUUCCAGAACCGGAGGAUGAAGUGGAAGAAGGAAAACAAGCUCAUGAACUCCUCUUCAUCAUCCUCCUCUUCCUCCACGGUGAACGGUGCAGAGGAAGAGGAGAAACGGACGGAGUGAAAGAGGAGGGGGAAAAAGACUGAUGUAAGACACUUAAAAAAGGAAGAUGGAGAAAAAGACAUGCUGGUUAAUCCCUUCCCCUUCCCGUCUCAAAGUUCGUCCAGACAUUUGUCUGAUGGGAAAACACUGGGAAAAAGUAGCCUACAUUUAAUGUAAUUACAUUUUCUUUACCUGAGCAGUGGUGACACACUUUCAAAUGAAGAGGAUUCCUUUUUGGAUCCCUCGUGUAUCCAACUGCCUCUCUGUGUGGUCUGACAAUUGGGAAAUAAUUUGUAAAUGAUUCUUGAGAAAGAACCGCGUGACUGUUGAAAAUACAGAUACAAUUAAGAAAUGAAAAAAGAGAUAAACAAACACAUAAAAACAGAGAGAGGGUGGUGGUGGGGCAGGCUAUGGCAUUCAAAGUGUAUUUAAAUAUACCGUAAAUAAGUAACACGCUACCCAACAGAUUGUUUAAGACACACUGUUGUGUUGCAUUCCGAGAAAACCACCUAACUUCUUAUUCUACUUAGUUUUGAUUUUUGUCAAAUGUGCUUUCUGUCUAUCAGGCACUUGUUUUAAAACUUUAGGAACGAUCCCCACUUUUUUCCUUUUUUAUUAUUAUUUUGUAAACGUGUUGUGUGUAGUAUACCUUCAAUUAAACGUGCAAACACGCUCAUACACACAGUGAUGUGGAGAGGAAAAGCUAUUUGAGAAGUGUAUGUAUGUUAUACGGUGUUCAUAUUUAAACUGUAUAGAACUAAGCAAGGAAAAAAAAUCACCUUGUACGGUGAAAAUAAUGUAAUUGCGGGUCGAGGAGGGGUAUGUUCACCAGUCCAGGUGUUUUACUUUUCCAAUAUAGAGGCAGCGCGUAGGAGGGGGUGUUAACCUACUGAUGUUUUUCUCCAAACUACCUAAAAACGUUCAGGAAAGCGUAUAUUUUAUGGAUUUUUACAUUGUUUGUUUAUGUUAGUGUUUUUGUCAAGUAAUUAUGUAUACUACCUAUGAGAAAUGUUCAAUAAAAUGUCAAGUAUGUAUUGGGAGAGAUUCUUAAUGGAGGGUUUGUUGGUUAAUUAAUUAAAACAUUAACAAACAUUAA
This is a messenger RNA of Cottoperca gobio, 2689 nucleotides long. It is a transcript of the gene hoxb6a, whose product is annotated as homeobox B6a. Gene Ontology annotation, cellular component: nucleus. Gene Ontology annotation, biological process: anterior/posterior pattern specification; regulation of transcription by RNA polymerase II. Bases 775 to 1614 code for a protein of 279 amino acids. The record is from RefSeq and is a predicted model, not a curated record. NCBI's taxonomy places the organism in Eukaryota, Metazoa, Chordata, Actinopteri, Perciformes, Bovichtidae. Gene Ontology annotation, molecular function: DNA-binding transcription factor activity, RNA polymerase II-specific; RNA polymerase II cis-regulatory region sequence-specific DNA binding. The transcript is spliced from 2 exons.